AUGGCAGAGCCACAUAAGAGGAUUGAAAAUUCUCUAGCUGAGUUAGAGAAGGGCAAAGAUAAACGUAAGUCACCAGUGUCGCGGUCACGAUUCUGCAGUCCCAGAGGGAAAAAUUCCAGAGGAAGGAGUCCCAGAAGACGCAGUCCACAAAGACAGCGAAGUCCAAAGUUGGCCAAGUCCCCUCCAAAGAAGGAGUCCUCUCUGAAGAGGAAGGGUGGUCCAUGUUUUGUGAAUUAUACAGAGUUGGCAGUACCUCAGGACCAUAUCUACGCCAUCAAAGAGAAGAACGGGGUCUUCAAAAAGCCUCCCCCAAUCAGGGGAAACCACGACAAAAGAGACCCGAAGAAAUUAUAUAAGUACCACAGGGAUAUUGGUCACACUACUCUGGAAUGUUGGUUUUUGCAGGAUGAAAUUGAAGAGUUAAUCAGGCGGGGAGAUUCCAGGAAAUCACAGGAGCGAUAUGCGAAAGAAGCCAAAGAGAAGCCGCUCACCAACGUGAACAGUUUGAGUGAGCGACCAGAAAAGCUCUUCAAAAGGGAAUGUGAUGAUAUCACAUUCAUGGAAAGCGAUGCCAGAUGGGUCCACCACCUGCAUUCCGACACACUGGUCAUCGUUGCUAAUAUUGGAGGAGAUAAUGUCCACCGCAUACUUGUGGACAAUGGAAGUUCCGUGAAUCUGUUGAAUUUCCAGGCCUUUAAGCAGAUGGGAUUACAGGAGAAGGAUUUGCGACCCGUCGUAUCAAGUAUUUAUGGUUUUACUGGAGACACCAUUGCGCUGAAGGGAAUGAUCAAACUCCCAAUUACUCUGGGAACCGCACUUGUGGUGGCUAAGUCAAUGGCUGACUUCGCAGUAAUCGACCAACACUCGGCAUACAAUGCUGUGAUUAGUCGUCCUAUCCUGAAAGAGAUGAAGAUUGUGACAUCCAUUUAUCAUCUCACCAUGAAGUUCCCUACUCGCGCUGGAGUAGGAUCAGUGCAAGGAGUCCAAUCGGAUUCACAAGAAUGCUACAAUACAGCUUAA
Messenger RNA from Cannabis sativa, 1020 nucleotides. RefSeq lists its product as uncharacterized. Lineage: Eukaryota; Viridiplantae; Streptophyta; Magnoliopsida; Rosales; Cannabaceae. The record is from RefSeq and is a predicted model, not a curated record. The coding region runs from base 1 to 1020 and encodes 339 amino acids. The transcript is spliced from 2 exons.